AUGGGUUGGGGUGAUUUGGGUGCUUUUGGAGAGCCUUCUAAGGAAACCCCUAACCUAGACCAGAUGGCUUCAGAGGGGAUGCUGUUCCUGGAUUUUUAUACUGCCAGCCCCCUCUGUUCUCCAUCAAGGGCAGCACUGCUGACGGGCCGUCUCCCAGUGAGGAAUGGUUUCUACACCACAAAUGCACAUGCCAGAAAUGCAUACACACCACAGGAUAUAGUAGGAGGAAUCCCAGAUUCUGAACUACUCCUUCCAGAGUUACUGAAGGAAGCUGGCUACAUCAAUAAGAUCAUUGGCAAAUGGCAUCUGGGUCACAGGCCCCAGUUCCACCCCCUGAAGCACGGGUUUGAUGAGUGGUUUGGAUCCCCAAACUGCCAUUUUGGACCUUUUGAUAACAGAGCACUCCCCAAUAUCCCUGUGUACAGGGACUGGGAGAUGAUUGGCAGAUAUUAUGAAGAUUUCAAAAUUGAUCUGAAGACAGGUGAAUCCAACUUGACUCAGAUCUACCUGCAGGAAGCUCUCGAUUUUAUUAGCAAGCAGGAGGCCAGCCAGCAGCCCUUCUUUUUAUACUGGGCAAUUGAUGCUACCCACGCUCCUGUUUAUGCCUCCAAACAGUUCCUGGGCACUAGUCAGAGAGGACUCUACGGGGACGCUGUGCGAGAAAUCGAUGAGAGCAUUGGAAAAAUCCUAAACCAUCUUCAGAAGCUGGGUAUCAGUGAGAACACCUUUGUGUUUUUCACCUCUGAUAAUGGGGCUGCUCUCAUUUCAGCUCCUAAACAAGGAGGAAGCAACGGCCCUUUCCUGUGUGGCAAACAAACCACCUUUGAAGGUGGCAUGAGAGAGCCAGCGAUCGCUUGGUGGCCAGGACACAUACCUGCAGGAGGGGUCAGCCAUCAGCUGGGCAACGUGAUGGAUCUCUUCACCACCAGCCUCUCCCUGGCGGGACUGCAGCCUCCCGGUGACAGACAGAUUGAUGGCAUCGACCUUUUACCUGCCAUCUUGCAGGGCAAGCUAAUUGACAGGCCCAUAUUCUAUUAUCGUGGCAACGAGAUGAUGGCGGUGAGAGCUGGGCUUUACAAGGCUCACUACUGGACCUGGAGCAACUCCUGGGAGGAGUCCAGCAAGGGCAUCAAUUUCUGUCCUGGGCAGAAUGUCUCUGGAGUGACAACACAUACACAGGAGGAGCACACAAACCUGCCACUGCUUUUCCACCUGGGGAGGGACCCUGGAGAGAAGUACCCAUUAAGCUUUGCCAGUGAUGAAUACCAGAGGGCUAUGGAGCGAAUCUCUGUCCUUGUCCAGCAGCACAAAGCCACCAUGGUGCCAGGGGUGCCACAGCUGAACGUGUGUGACAAGGCUGUCAUGAACUGGUCUCCUCCAGGCUGUGAGAAGCUAGGGAAGUGCCUGACACCACCCACGUCUGAUCCUAAGAAGUGCUUUUGGCCUCACUGA
Messenger RNA from Merops nubicus (carmine bee-eater), 1452 nucleotides. RefSeq names its product galactosamine (N-acetyl)-6-sulfatase (gene GALNS). The transcript is spliced from 13 exons. The coding region runs from base 1 to 1452 and encodes 483 amino acids. NCBI's taxonomy places the organism in Eukaryota, Metazoa, Chordata, Aves, Coraciiformes, Meropidae. The record is from RefSeq and is a predicted model, not a curated record. Gene Ontology annotation, molecular function: N-acetylgalactosamine-6-sulfatase activity; arylsulfatase activity.